Molecule: messenger RNA, 1027 nt
Organism: Glycine soja
Lineage: Eukaryota; Viridiplantae; Streptophyta; Magnoliopsida; Fabales; Fabaceae
Exons: 2
Coding region: 106-717 (203 amino acids)
Source: RefSeq, a predicted model, not a curated record
CCAAGUCACUCCUCAGACUUAACCACCCUCUUUUCAGUUUCUCUAUACCAUUCUUUAUAUAAAUACACCACUCUUGAAGUUGAAGGUCACACAUUCCUUCAAAACAUGGAUUGGUUCUCCUGGCUUUCCAAAACAGGCCUUGAGCCAACCCUAGUGUAUGAGUAUGGCCUUACUUUUGCUCACAAUGAGCUUGAAGAAGAAGACAUAAUCUACUUCAACCAUGAGUUUCUCAUGAGCAUGGGCCUCUCCAUAGCCAAACAUAGGCUAGAGAUUCUCAAGCUUGCAAGGAAAGUGAAGGGAAAGAGGGCACCGGCACGCCCUGUGGCAAGGCUCAUGGUGGCUAUCAAGAGGACAAAGAGGUGCUUAGCCAAUUACAUUCGCACGUUCAUCAGCUGUGAAGAAGAGUCAUCAGCACUUGUUGUGGUGCCGUCAUCAUCAAGGACAAGGCCUUAUUAUGGUACAAGAUGGAAGAGUCAUGUGAUGAAGAGGAACAAAAAGAUGGUGGUGGCUAAGCAAGAGAGGCUCUUGCUCACAAAUGGAAGCCCUAAUACUGUGGUGCAUGGUCUUGAUGCUUUUACUAGUCCUAUGGUUUAUCAUUUCCAAAAGGAUGAAAAAAUGGAAGGAUAUGAUGAUGAUGGAUACUGGUCCUCAGCUGCUACUGAAGAAAUCAGAAGAAGGGAAAAAGAUGGAGGUGCCCCACACCCUACGCAUGUGUAACAAGAUGAUGUUCAUUUCUUACUCAAAGUGGUGACCUUAUAUUCUGACUUCUGAAAUGGUGGCAUUAAUUCAGUAACACAGCCAAGCUCUUCACUGUUUAGAAACACCAUGACCUGAACCGUGAGGACCCCAUUUUUGUUCGUGUAAUUAUUAUUAGUCUAGCAUGUAUUCCAUAUAAUGGUUAUUUUUUUUAUUUUUCUUUUUUUUAACAACUCGGCAAUCUCACGGGCUUAGCAAUUACAAUGAAUGUCUGCUCAAGCAAACAGAAGUAACUGCUAAAUUUUAUUCAACUAAUCACAAGCCUUCCGGA